Messenger RNA from Musca vetustissima, 951 nucleotides. RefSeq names its product BTB/POZ domain-containing protein KCTD9. The coding region runs from base 100 to 930 and encodes 276 amino acids. The record is from RefSeq and is a predicted model, not a curated record. Gene Ontology annotation, biological process: protein homooligomerization. NCBI's taxonomy places the organism in Eukaryota, Metazoa, Arthropoda, Insecta, Diptera, Muscidae. The transcript has 3 exons.
GAACAGAAAUUUCCAUCAUCGAAAUGGAUAAAACUGAAUGUUGGUGGUAAAGUAUUCCAAACGACAAUAUGGACACUGGUGAGCAAAGAACCGGAUAGUAUGCUGGCCCGCAUGUUCUCUCAAGACGGUGCCAUGAUGCCCAGUGAUCAAGAUGAAUCGGGAGCGUAUUUAAUUGAUCGAAGUGCUCAUUAUUUUGAGCCAAUAAUUAAUUAUCUAAGGCAUGGUCAACUUAUUGUCGAUCCCAAUAUUAGCCUGGAAGGUGUAUUAGAAGAAGCAAAAUUCUAUGGGUUAGAAUCAUUGGUUGGCCAGUUGGAAGCACAAAUUAUGCAAAAUAAUCAAUCGCUCGAUAAUCAGCCAUUGACCCGAAGAGAUGUCAUCAAGGCACUCAUACAAACAUCACACAUUACAGAAAUACGUUUUCAGGGUGUAAAUUUGGCUGGUGCCGAUUUGAGGAAACUGGAUUUCCGUAAUAUUAAUUUCAAGUAUGCUUGCAUGCAAAGAUGUAAUUUGUCCCAUGCUAAUCUAACAUACUGCUGUUUGGAACGUACCGAUCUUGCAUAUGCCAAUUUAGAGUGUGCCCAACUUAUAUCAGUAAAAGGUUUAUGUGCCAAUAUGGAAGGUGCCAAUUUAAGAGGUUGCAAUUUCGAAGAUCCCUCAGGUUUAAGAACCAAUUUGGAAGGUGUCAAUCUUAAGGGAGCAUGCUUGGAAAGCUCCAAUAUGGCAGCAGUAAAUCUCCGUGUUGCGAAUCUAAAAAAUGCCAACAUGAAGAAUUGUAAUCUGCGUUCGGCUGUACUGGCCGGAGCUGAUUUAGAGCGUUGUAAUCUGUCGGGUAGUGAUUUGCAGGAGGCAAACUUAAGAGGUGCAAAUCUAAAAGAUGCAGAGCUUACGCUAAUGGUGACACCCUUACACAUGGCUCAAGCCAUACGCUAGCAGUUAUAUUUGUAUGGCUAA